UCUUCCCUGCAGGCAACUAUCAAUAAAUUAGAGGCUCAAUAAUGUUGACACAAAUGACAGUAAAAGCAUUUAAAUCAUUAAGAUAUCAUGGUAGAUGUUAUAGAAAUUUUCAAGGAAGACCUGCAUGCUUUGUAUUGCAGCAACAGCUCAAGCACACAUGGGCUGCACAGGUUGUUCAAGAAGAGUUCAUCAAGUUCUUCCAGAAAGAGCACCACAAGUUUAUUCCAUCUAGCUCUGUUACUCCUUGGAAUGACCCUUCUCUCUACUUUGUCAAUGCUGGAAUGAAUCAGUUCAAACCUGUUCUGCUUGGGGCUAAGCCACCUCCUUGUCCACGUGCAGUCAACAGCCAGAAAUGCAUCAGAGUUGGUGGUCGGCACAAUGAUCUCUUAGCUGUUGGUACAGACUCAUACCAUCACACUUUCUUUGAGAUGCUUGGUUCUUGGUCGUUUGGAGACUACUUCAAGGAAGAAGCAUGCAAGUUGGCAUGGCAGUUGUUGACAGAAGUUUAUAAGUUACAACCUGAGCGGCUUUUUGUUACCUAUUUUGGUGGAGACUCUUCACUUGGUGUGCCAGCAGACCAGCUCACCAGGGAUACAUGGCUCAGCAUUGGUGUUCCAGCCGAACGUGUGUUGCCAUUUGGUGUGUCUGACAACUUCUGGGAGAUGGGACCCGUGGGGCCAUGCGGGCCGUGUUCUGAACUCCAUUACUAUCGCGGCGCUGAAUGCCCACAGAACGUGACACAUCUGGUCAACUCCGGUCAUGAGGAUCUUAUCGAGCUCUGGAAUGUGGUUUUUGUGCAGUAUGAAAGACGGCUGGACGGGUCCCUGACGCCCCUGGCACGUCAUCACGUUGACACUGGCAUGGGACUCGAGCGCCUCACUGCCACGCUCAACAACGUGACCAGCAACUACGACACCGAUCUUUUCCUGCCGCUAUUUGAUGUCAUUCAGCAGGUAUCAGGAGUGGAGCGAUACUCGGGCAGCUUCAGCGGCCCAAGAUACGAGCAAGACACCGCCUACAGACUUGUUGCUGACCACGUCAGGAUGGCCGUCGUCGCCCUGGCUGAUGGUUCUCUCCCCAACUCAAACGCCGGAUUACGGCGCGUGUUGCGCCGCAUGUUCAGAGCGGCUGAGCAACACUUGGGUCUCACUCACAACCGCUCCAGCACAGCAUCAAAGCAUUGGCUGCUGCCGCUAUGCAGCGCCGUGGUCAACACGCUGCGCCCCCGUUACCCUGAGCUGCUGCAACGCCUCCCAGUCGUGCACUCCGUCAUGCAGUUUGAGCUGCAACACUACAGCCUCAAUGCGGCCAAGCUGCGUCCGGCGUGGGCAGCGCUGGUGGCAUCAGAGCCGCGCCUGGCCGCCCUGGAAGAGAGCUGCUCGCCCGGCCUCCUGCAGGGCAUCGCUUUAGCACUGCCCGAGCUUAGCGCUGCGAGUGAUGGACGCUUGUCCUGCGACACUGCACUCAAGUUAACACAAACGUGCGGUGUGCCGUUCGAGGUCGUUGAAGAGCUUGCCAGUCUAUACAACUGUCGUGUUUGCCCUCAGGAAUACAAAGAAAGCUUAGAUCGUCUCAAACGUCACCAGAAAUUGCGCCAUGCGGCACUCGAAAGAGUGGAUCUGGACAGCAUAGUCUCGCAAUUACAGCAGAAUGGCCUACUUCCCACUAACACCCAUCCUGUUUACCAAUAUUAUCUAUCCCCUAACUCUCCACAACACACAACCGUCGACAAACGUGCUGACAAAUCCCUAGUAUAUAAAUAUGAAACUUUGGAAACUAUCAUCCAUGCUGUGAUACGUGAUGGUAAAGCAAUGUCCUUUGUUGAUAAUCUAAAACCAGAAGAAAACAUCGGUCUAGUUCUGAGAGACACCAAUUUUUACGCAACUGCUGGUGGCCAAGUAUCUGACGUGGGUGAAAUUGCUCUCGACAAUAAUAAUGUGUUCGAAGUUGUGAAGACAGAAGCCGUGAGCGAUUACGUGAUACACUGGGGCUCAUUUCGUGCCAAGCUAUUCUCUUUAAAGACUGGCGAUACAGCGCUAUGCAGUAUAGACGGGCACCACAGACAAGCCUGCAGCCGGCACCACACCGCCACGCAUCUCCUGCUUGCAGCUAUUAGACAGCAAACUGGGAGCGUGACGUGUCAGCUAUCGUCGUUGGUGACAUCAGAGGAGCUGAAGCUCGAGGUCGGAACAUACGGGCACUUGGACACGAACGUCAUCCUCGACGCUGAACGCGCUGUGCAGAGCUGGAUGAACGUAGGCGGUUGCGUAAGCCGUGACGAGAUGCCGUUGACGUCAGCUCUAGAGGACCAGCAAAUAACGCCUCUAGCAGGGGCCAUUUACCCCGACACGGUCUCGGUCAUCACGGCGCGGGCGGCAGACGUGGUCGUGUCACGAGAGCUCUGCUGCGGCACACACGUUGCCGAUGUCGCUCACUUGCAAGACUUUGCGGUCUCUAACGUCAGCAGCAGCGAGGGCGCCGGGGUGCGAGUGCUUCGAGGCGUGUGUGGCGACGCUGCCACUCGUCUGCGGGCUCGUGGCCAGCAGGUUUUAUCCCUCCUGAACGAACGCAUCACACGCUCCUCUCCAGCCACACGUGCUGAUGAUGUGUCGUGGGCCAAGUGUGCAUUGCUCGAAGAGCUGCCGCACAGCGUGAGGCGUCAACUCCUGGACUUUUGUAAAGACUCCAACGAAGUGAAGAUCAUCAAAAGCAUCGACUCUGAUGUAGAGGCUACAAAAAUGAUGAUAGACGAGCUGACGAAGCUAAAGGAAAGUCUGCCAUCGGGUCCUGUUGUUCACACAAUUUCCAGUUCGCACGGCGCUAACAAGAAAGUUUUGAAAGCAGCGUUUAGCCUCUUUAAGGGACGCAAUGCUCUCCUGAUAUUGCACAUCAGGGACUGCGUCAAGGCUCGGGCUCUCAUCUGCGAGGCCACCAUCGCAGCCGGAGGUAGUGCUCAAGACUGGCUACAGCCGCUGCAGAGCAGCUUCCCUCAAGGCAGCGUAAUUGGCGGUACCAACCCACGUUCACUUGCUAAUUUUACUGCUAAUAAAGUUACUGAAACCGAUUUUGCCUGUGCGAAGGAAAAGUUAUUGAAAGUCUGUAAACAAUAUAUUGUAGACUUGGAAAUGGCAUCUGAAUUAGAUACACAAUCAAAAACGUAAAUGUUAGAUAGCCUACCAAAAUCUUAACACGGAGAUAUGUUUUUCUUGCUACAGGAGAUACAAAUGUAAAAAUAGAUACCUUGAUACAUUUCGAAUUGUGUAGAUUAAAACUUGAAUAAACCUAUUAUGCACACGAAUAUAAUUCAGAAAGAAUCCUUCCAAUACUUAAUGAAUAAUGGAGUUUUGUACUUCUGUGAAAGACAGUACGAAGACUUAACAAUGCCUAGCACCAUUAAUAACGUUUAUUUGGAUGAACUCUUUACUUCAAGUGCGGAAGAGUGGUUCAGCGGCCAACCAAAUAUGCUUGUUCCUAACCCUCUAUUUACUUUCACAUUCGAUUAUUGAAAUUAUUACUGCUGUACCCGUAGAUGUGA
This is a messenger RNA of Hyalella azteca, 3535 nucleotides long. Its product is annotated as alanine--tRNA ligase, mitochondrial. Bases 42 to 3161 code for a protein of 1039 amino acids. Gene Ontology annotation, biological process: alanyl-tRNA aminoacylation; tRNA modification. Gene Ontology annotation, cellular component: cytoplasm; mitochondrion. The record is from RefSeq and is a predicted model, not a curated record. The transcript is spliced from 17 exons. Gene Ontology annotation, molecular function: nucleic acid binding; amino acid binding; alanine-tRNA ligase activity. NCBI's taxonomy places the organism in Eukaryota, Metazoa, Arthropoda, Malacostraca, Amphipoda, Hyalellidae.